Messenger RNA from Protopolystoma xenopodis, 252 nucleotides. NCBI's taxonomy places the organism in Eukaryota, Metazoa, Platyhelminthes, Monogenea, Polystomatidea, Polystomatidae. The record is from the annotation of a GenBank genome assembly.
CCAGACAUAGUCGACACCAGAAAUGUGAGCAUGACGCCGGUCUCAUCGACGUCCGGCCUGCUCUCUUGGGUUCAGACGAACAACGUGGACUGUGAUGUCACUUAUGAGGUGUGGCUCAAGUUGCCAACAGACAUGUUGCCCGCUGAGAAACGGAAUGUCGGUUGUGAAAAUAGUGAGUUGACCCCAGUGCCGGUCUCUUUUGGUCACGUGAGACCUGAUCCUCGGCGUCGUCUUAAAAACAGGCUCAGCUGA